UAGAAAGUCUUUAGAAAAGAAUCUCGAGUGCAAAAAACUUUAGGGGCCUAUAGUCAGGAAAUUACACAAGGCGUUAUUUUUAGCGUACCACACGGCUGCUGCAGACCUACCAGUUUAGUCUGAAGGGCCCAAGCCUGGAGAUAGAAAGGCGAAAAGGUAGUUGUAUUUUAUCUACAAGAAGAUGGAUGAUGAGAAAGGAAUGUACUGCUCUAAACCAGUACAUUCCUGUCCCAGCUGGACAACCUUCAUUGUUUAUUCCAGUAUUGUGAUUGUAACAGGAUCUGUGUUGAUCCCAUUGGAAUUUAAUUAUGGUCUAUUGAACUUGUACAUGCGACUGGGAGAAAAGCUCCCUGCAGAAUUGUCAAUAAAAGACUAUUUUCUUCACAAAUUGGGAUAUAUCAAUACUGAAGAAUUGCAUAAAGAAGUAAUUAUGUCUAAGGAGGAAUUAAAAAAAUAUUCUGGCGAAGCAGAUAAAAUCUACUUGGCAAUAUUAGGAAAAGUAUUUGAUGUGACAAAAGGUAGAAAACAUUAUGGGAAAGAUGGCGGGUACAGUUUUUUUGCUGGUAUUGAUGGUUCAUGUGCUUUCGUUACUGGUGAAUUUAAUGGAAAAGGUUUAACUGAUAACAUUGAAGGACUAAAGCCACAAGAUUACGUAGGUUUGAUGGACUGGAUGCAAAUGUAUUAUAAAGACUACAUAUAUAUUGGUAAAGUGGAUGGAUAUUUUUAUGAUUCUGCAGGAACACAAAGGGAAGGUUUCCGAGUUUUCCAAGCUGGAUAUGAAGCAGGAAAGAAAGAAAAAGCUAGUGACGAAAAUGACAAUAUACUUUUUCCAGGAUGCAAUUCGCAUUGGACAGCUGAUACUGGAACAGAAAUUUCGUGUGGACAGGCAAGUGGUGGUGUUCGAAGGGACUGGAUAGGAUAUCCUCGUAUGUUCUUCAAACCUGGUAAAACAUCUCAUCGCUGCGCUUGCAUAAAACGAGAGCAUUUCUCUGAUCCUAGAUUUAAGGAGUACGCAAACUGUCCACCCACGGCUAGAAAAUGUAAAAUUAAGGGGACAUAACAUUUGAUUUUUAUAGCAAUGAUGAAAUGGUGAAAAUCAAACUGAAAGAUAAAGAAAAAACAAAUGUUAAUUAGAUUUUGUAUGUAUACUUUUGUGAGAAUUGUUAUUUAAUACUUUGUUAUACUGUAUAUAUUUUUAUAUAUUAGGUUUUAUUUAUAUUUAAUAUUAUUUAGGUGUUUGUUUAAGAAUUAAAAUAAAACUGUUUACAUUUACUGGU
This is a messenger RNA of Hydractinia symbiolongicarpus, 1277 nucleotides long. Its product is annotated as neuferricin-like. The coding region runs from base 182 to 1060 and encodes 292 amino acids. The record is from RefSeq and is a predicted model, not a curated record. Gene Ontology annotation, cellular component: endomembrane system; membrane. The transcript is spliced from 4 exons. NCBI's taxonomy places the organism in Eukaryota, Metazoa, Cnidaria, Hydrozoa, Anthoathecata, Hydractiniidae.